CGCAUUCACAGAGUUGACCGGUGACCACUCAGUUCAUCAGCUCGGAGCUGUAUGUGCCGCAGCCCGCCGCCGCGGACUCUGCUCGGCCGUCGGGGGUGAUGGAGGCGCCGGCACCAUGGAGAGUGCUCGAGUUCUACAGCGGCAUCGGUGGCAUGAGGUACUCGCUGAUGGCGUCGGGCGCGCGGGCGGAGGUGGUGGAGGCCUUCGACAUCAACGACGUCGCCAACGACGUAUACGAGCACAACUUCGGCCACCGCCCCUGCCAGGGGAACAUUCAAACGCUCACUGCUAGUGACCUAGACAAAUACAAGGCACAUGCAUGGCUUCUUUCUCCUCCAUGUCAGCCAUACACACGGCAAGGGCUUCAGAAGCAUUCAGCUGAUGCUCGUGCGUUCUCGUUCAUCAAGAUUCUUAACCUCAUGCAAAACAUGAGCUACCCUCCACAAAUGUUAUUUGUGGAAAAUGUAGUAGGAUUUGAGGUGUCUGAUACACAUGACCAGUUGCUGGAGGUCCUUUCAAGUCUAAAUUUUAACUUACAAGAAUUCAUCCUAAGCCCAUUACAGUUUGGUGUCCCAUAUUCUAGACCUCGCUACUUUUGUUUGGCAAAACGAGAACCUAUGCAAUUUCAAAAUGCAUCAGUCAACAAUAAGUUGCUCCGUACACCUAUGUGCCUAAGCCAGACAGUGAACAGUACAUCACAGGAUAGUGACCACCAAACUGAAGAAGAGCAGGAUCCAGUAUGUAAACCAGUAAAAGACUUUCUUGUCAAGGAGGCUGAUGGAUGCAUUCAAAAUGGAACAAUUUUGCAAGAUUACAUAGUCCCGCUAAACUUGAUUGAGCGGUGGGGGAAUGCUAUGGAUAUUGUAUACCCUGAAUCCAAGCGGUGCUGUUGUUUCACUAAAAGCUACUAUCGCUAUGUGAAGGGGACAGGCUCCUUGCUGGCUACAUCUGAAAACCUCAAAUGGGUUCCUGAAGAGAAGCUUCCAAUUUCUUCACUGAAGGAGUUACGCCUACGGUUUUUCACCCCUCGGGAGGUCGCCAAUUUCCAUUCCUUCCCUUCAAGCUUCUGGUUCCCGGAUCACAUAAGCUUUAGGCAACAGUAUGCUAUGUUGGGCAACAGUCUGAGUGUAGCAGUUGUGGGUCCUUUGCUGCGCUAUCUGUUUGCUGAGGCAUAGAGAAGCCCACCAGUCAGCUGGUGAUGUUAACCUGACACAAACACUUUGGCUGCUCGCUGCUGUGGUCAAAAUUUUUCAUAAUUUAAGCAAGGUUUUGGGAUGUUUGGUUAGUGGUAACAUUUUGAAAAGGAGGCUGCUACCCGCAAAGGCGCAACAUGUAUCACUGAAACUCUGGUGGAUCUAACCUACAAGAGAAGCUGUUUCUGCAUUGCCUUCCCCCCAUGCGCACGUCGUCAUGUUGAAUACUUGAAUGAUGGUUGGAAUUGUGACAUGUGAUCCAUUGAUGUGUACUUGAUGAGGUUAUUGUAAUGAUUGUGGAUCUGAGCACAAGGAACUUCCACUGAAUCCUGUAGCCAAUUAUUAAUAGCGAAUAGAUUUACCCUUUUUUUUCAA
Messenger RNA from Panicum hallii, 1568 nucleotides. RefSeq names its product tRNA (cytosine(38)-C(5))-methyltransferase. Gene Ontology annotation, molecular function: methyltransferase activity. The record is from RefSeq and is a predicted model, not a curated record. NCBI's taxonomy places the organism in Eukaryota, Viridiplantae, Streptophyta, Magnoliopsida, Poales, Poaceae. The transcript has 12 exons. Bases 99 to 1175 code for a protein of 358 amino acids.